CUCAAGAAAAAUAUUUUUUAAUCAAAACUUUUGUUUAUUUCACUUUUCAAACAUCUAUGAUAUGUAUAUUUCAGUCAUUGAAAGCAAUAAGUAAUUAGUUUUUUGGUUUUUCAUAAUACGUGUGGAGAGAGAAAAAGUAUCGCAAAUAUUGUAACUUUUCUAUCAAUUGGUGAACUAAUUCACGACAACUCGAGUUCUGAGUCGCGACUAAAGAAAAACUCGUAUUCAUUGCUUCACUUUUAACCUAAUAUUUGCUGCCAAACCGUCGACUCGUUUUCGCUCUCUUUCACUGAAAGCCAUGAAUUCGAGCGAUAAGUCUAUUAAACAGUCAAAUUCAUCGCUAAAUGAAGACUUUUGGGCAGAACUGGACGCCAUCAGCGAGACUGACAUCGAUGUCUCCCAUCCCUACCGCGAAUUGGAUGACGAGAACUCUUCAAACAAGUCAUUAGAAGUGAUAGGGUAUGACAUUAACUCUAACAGUAGUCGUAGUGGUGUUCAUAUGAAGUGA
This is a messenger RNA of Medioppia subpectinata, 508 nucleotides long. The record is from the annotation of a GenBank genome assembly. NCBI's taxonomy places the organism in Eukaryota, Metazoa, Arthropoda, Arachnida, Sarcoptiformes, Oppiidae.